AUGAACGCCAGCGGCCGGGGCUUCCCGCUCGCCUCGCUCUACGUGGGCGACCUGCACCCCGACGUGACCGAGGCUAUGCUGUACGAGAAGUUCUCGCCCACCGGGCCCAUCCUGUCCAUCCGCGUGUGCCGCGACGUGGCCACCCGCCGCUCGCUGGGCUAUGCCUACGUCAACUUCCAGCAGCCGGCCGACGCGGAGCGGGCACUGGACACAAUGAACUUUGAGGUGAUCAAAGGCCAGCCCAUUCGAAUCAUGUGGUCCCAGCGAGACCCAGGACUUCGAAAGUCGGGUGUGGGCAACAUCUUCAUCAAGAACCUGGAGGAGUCCAUUGAUAACAAGGCCUUAUACGACACCUUCUCCACCUUUGGGAACAUCCUGUCUUGCAAGGUGGUGUGUGAUGAUCACGGCUCCCGAGGCUUUGGCUUUGUCCAUUUCGAGACCCAUGAGGCUGCGCAGCAGGCCAUCAGCAUCAUGAAUGGGAUGCUGCUAAAUGACCGAAAAGUCUUCGUUAGCCACUUCAAGUCCCGGCAGGAGCGGGAGGCUGAGCUGGGGGCUCGGGCCAUGGAGUUCACCAACAUCUACGUGAAGAACCUCCGAGUGGACAUAGAUGAGCAGGGGCUGGAGGAGCUCUUCUCCCAGUUUGGGAAGAUGCUGAGUGUGAAGGUGAUGAGGGACGACAGCGGCCGCUCCCGAGGCUUUGGCUUUGUCAACUUUGAGAAGCAUGAGGAAGCCCAGAAGGCUGUGAUGGACAUGAAUGGGAAGGAGGUGAGCGGGCGUCUGCUCUAUGUGGGCCGGGCCCAGAAGCGGGCGGAGAGGCAGAAUGAGCUUAAACGAAGGUUCCAGCAGAUGAAGCAGGACCGGCUGAGUCGUUACCAGGGUGUGAACCUGUAUGUGAAGAACCUGGACGACUCCAUUGACAAUGAGAGACUGAGGAAAGAGUUCUCUCCCUAUGGAGUGAUCACCAGUGCCAAGGUGAUGACAGAGGGUGGCCACAGCAAAGGGUUUGGCUUUGUGUGUUUUUCCUCUCCAGAAGAGGCAACGAAGGCCGUCACAGAGAUGAACGGGUGCAUCCUGGGCACCAAGCCGCUGUACGUGGCGCUGGCCCAGCGCAAAGAGGAACGGAAGGCCAUCUUGACCAACCGGUUCAUGCAGCAGCGCUUCUCGGCCAUGCGGGCCCUGGGCGGCCCCCUCUUGGGCUCCUUCCAGCAGCCUGCCAGCUACUUCCUGCCCAGCGUGCCCCAGCCUCCAGCCCAGGCUACAUACUAUGGCUCUGGCCCAUCUGUCCAGCCUGCCCCCAGGUGGACGGCUCAGCCACCUAGAUCCUCGUCCACUUACCCUGCAGCUGCCUCAGUGGCCUGGCCACCAGCCACGUCUCCGCGCUCCCUGGCCCACAUCAGCAGUGUCAGGAAGGUCUGCACCCAGGUGCCACACUGGGUGCCCCACACCCAAAGAGUGGCCAACAUUGGUACCCAGACCACUGGACCUGGUGAGGCAGGAUGCUGUACAGCAAGCGGGCCUCUCCUGACACACAGAUAUUCCUUGGGAACGCCCAACACCCACGAGGUCCAGGAGCCUGCUGUGUGCCUCCCUGGACAGGAGCCCCUGACCGCAUCCAUGCUGGCCGCAGCACCACUGCACAAGCAAAAGCAGAUGAUUGGUGAGCGUCUCUACCCCCUUAUCUACGAUGCCCACACGCAGCUGGCUGGCAAGAUCACGGGCAUGCUGCUGGAGAUCGACAACUCGGAACUGCUGCUCAUGCUGGAGUCUCCGGAGUCUCUCAAUGCCAAGGUAGAAGAGGCGUUGGCAGUGUUGCAGGCUCACCAGGCCAUGGAGUAGGAGCAGACGAAAGUGGAGGCGACUGGAACCAGAAAGUGGAAUCCUCACUCCCUCGGCUGACAAGAGAAC
This is a messenger RNA of Molossus molossus (Pallas's mastiff bat), 1905 nucleotides long. It is a transcript of the gene PABPC1L, whose product is annotated as poly(A) binding protein cytoplasmic 1 like. Gene Ontology annotation, cellular component: ribonucleoprotein complex. The transcript has 15 exons. NCBI's taxonomy places the organism in Eukaryota, Metazoa, Chordata, Mammalia, Chiroptera, Molossidae. The record is from RefSeq and is a predicted model, not a curated record. Gene Ontology annotation, molecular function: RNA binding. The coding region runs from base 1 to 1836 and encodes 611 amino acids.